Messenger RNA from Ziziphus jujuba (common jujube), 1937 nucleotides. RefSeq names its product xylan glycosyltransferase MUCI21. The transcript has 3 exons. The record is from RefSeq and is a predicted model, not a curated record. Lineage: Eukaryota; Viridiplantae; Streptophyta; Magnoliopsida; Rosales; Rhamnaceae. Gene Ontology annotation, molecular function: glycosyltransferase activity. The coding region runs from base 389 to 1777 and encodes 462 amino acids.
AGCCAAUUAAGCAGUGCCACAUUACUGCGUUCUCACCGUCCAAAAAGAAUCUUGCAACCGCAGCCUCUAUUAAAAGUUGAGAUGUUGCUUUCAAAGUCUUUUUCAAGCCUGAAUUCAAAAAUUAAUAUUAUUUUCGAAAACCCAUCAUUGAAUUCGAACUUGCCAUUUAUUUGCUUUAAUGUACCUAACUAGCCUCCGAGAUGGAUACAUGAUAUAUUUUCUUAUUUUUAUUUUUUAAGACCGAUACGAGACUGCACUAACCAAAUGCAGCCUCUCUCUGUGUAUUUAGAUAUACUCAUGUAGAUUACCUUGUCCAAGCAUAUAGAAGAUCAAAAAGUCAGAGAGUAAUGCCUGCAGAGUAUUUGUAUAUCAAGAGAAAUCACAAGCAAUGAAGAAAAGAGGUUCAUCAACAGUGGUGAUAAGCCUGCUGGCAUCCUGCUUGGUUAUUUUCUUCAUAUUUUUUGAUAUUCUACAGAUUUGUUUCUUCUCAAAUUCCACCUUCAACUUAAAUGGAAAUCUCUCAACCAUCAACUCUCAAGAAAUUGGCAGAGGGAAUAUGAUGUCCGCUCCUCCGUUGCAAUCUCCCCCAGCAGCACAAAUCACAUGCAACCGCUCUAAUCCUUCUUAUGACAUCUGCAUGAUUAACAGUCCAACAGUUUUAGAUCCAACAACCACUACAUUCCAUGUCAUGAAACCAAAUGGCCCAGUUUUGCUGGAAAAGGUCCGGCCCUAUGCACGAAAAUCGGAGAAUUUUACAAUGUCAAACAUCAAGGAGUUUGUCCUAACUUUGGGCCCAUUAGGCCGACCAUGUCAAGUCCAACAUAAGGCCCCAGCUCUAGUAUUCAGUGCAGGAGGAUACACAGGCUAUAAUGGAAACUACUUCCACGAGAUCAGUGAUGGAUUUAUUCCUCUCUACAUCACCAUCAACACCAUCUAUAACAGUCAAGACCUUGUCCUUGUGAUAUCUGAAUCACCUGAUUGGUGGGUCCACAAGUAUAAAAAACUACUACAAAGUUUAAGCAAGCAUCCAAUCAUAACCUUGGACAAUGACAAACGGAUCCAUUGCUUUCCUUAUGCUAGUGUGGGCCUCAUAUCUCAUGGGAUCAUGACCAUAGAUCCGAAUUUAUUACCAAACCCAAAAUCCUUAGCCCAUUUUCAUGCCUUCCUAGCUGAGACAUUAAGCCGAAACCACCACCAUGACCAACCGUCCAACCUUGCCAAGUCUCGGCCACGUCUAAUAUUGGUGGGUCGAACUGGGGCCACUGGUCGACUGAUAUUGAAUCGGAAUGAAGUGGAGGAAGAAGCAAAGAAGAUCGGGUUUGAUGUAGUUGUAUUUGAACCAAUGGCCAAUACUUCAUUGAGUGUAGCUUAUGAGAUGGUGAGUUCGAGUCAUGCAAUGGUCGGAGUCCAUGGAGCAGGGCUGACGCAUUCAUUAUUUCUCCAACCAGGAUCGGUGUUGGUGCAAGUGGUGCCUCUUGGCAAUGAGUGGGUCGCGGGGGCAUGCUUCGGCAAACCAGCCAUGGCUAUGGGUUUGGAGUAUAUUGAAUAUAGGAUUAAUGCAAAUGAAAGUAGCUUGAUAGAGAAAUAUAACAGGGAUGAUAAAGUUAUAAAAGACCCUGUAGGUUUUAUAGGACAAAAAUGGUCUGCUAAGAUUAUGGACAUGUAUCUCAAAGAGCAAAAUGUUAGAGUUGAUUUGGAUAGGUUUAAAGGGUACUUGAAAGAAGUCUAUAGAAAAAGUAAAAUGGUUUUGGAGAAAAGGGAAGGGUGGAGUGGAUGACUGUUUAUAUACAAUUGUAAUUAUUGAAUAUUAAUCUUGAUGCAUUAAUAAUGUGAGUUUUCUGAAAAAAUUGAUUGCAUUUUAAUAUCUAUAAUUUUAUAGAAAUAUACAACAAUUAUCAUUUUUUUACAAUUUAAUUCAAUUGGGAACUUGAUAUAUA